Trichoplax adhaerens is the source of this 732-nucleotide messenger RNA. RefSeq lists its product as uncharacterized. NCBI's taxonomy places the organism in Eukaryota, Metazoa, Placozoa, Uniplacotomia, Trichoplacea, Trichoplacidae. The record is from RefSeq and is a predicted model, not a curated record. The coding region runs from base 1 to 732 and encodes 243 amino acids. The transcript is spliced from 5 exons.
AUGUCACUCAAGUCUAUAGAUUCCGUUUUCAUAACAGGAGCUAACCGUGGAAUAGGACUGGAGUUUACCAAACAAUUAGCGACAUCGCAAAACCCACCUAAAUUUGUUUUCGCUUCACAUCGAAGACAAAAUAUCCAGCAACUUCAGGAGCUUUCGCUUCACUAUUCAAACGUUAUUCUAAUUGCUUUAGAUGUUACUGAUGAUGCACAAAUAAACAAGGCUGUAGAUGAAAUAAAACUAAGAGUUAAGGAUAAUGGCUUAAAUUUGCUAAUUAACAACGCUGGAAUUUGUUAUCGGGCAACAUUAAACACGAUAACUGAAGAAAUAUUACUGCAACACUAUCGGGUAAACACUCUUGGUCCGUUGAUGAUUGCAAAGAGUUGUAGACCUCUACUUCAACAAGCCUCCGCGAUUCACGGAAUAUCAGCUAUUGUUAACAUUUCCAGCAGUUUGGGCACAUUUAGUAUGGAUGUAACAGGGGGAAUUUACGCAUAUCGCUGCAGCAAGGCUGCACUAAACAUGAUAACUAAAUGCCUAAGUGAAGAUUUGGCUGCAGAUAAAAUAGCAGUUGUUGCGUUAAGACCAGGUUGGGUACAGACGGAUCUGGGUGGUUAUGGUGCUGAUUUGACGGUAACAGAAUCAGUACGAGAAUUAUUAAAGCAAAUUAAGCAGUUACACUUAUGCCAAACUGGCCAACUCAUUUGUUACACUGGAGCAGUAUUAGACUGGUAG